CCCUCCUCAACUGCUUUUCCGACGAGAGUGAAAGGUUGAAAAGAUGAAGGCAUUUGCGGGCCUCUUGCUGGCCGCUACGGUCGGCCUCUCUCGUGCUGUGCCCAACCAGCUUGCUUUCAACGCCCACCCAGGUGCUGGUGCGCCCGGAGAGGCUGAAACGGCCACCGUCAAGACGCUUCGUCACGCUGGCCUUCCCGCCCACACGCUUCGCUUCGUCGAGCCGCCCGGGUCAAUCUGCGAGUCGACAGAAGGCGUGCGCAGCUGGUCAGGCUACCUCGACGUCGACCUCGAUGCGCUGUGGGAGCACCAGGGGGGCGACAAGCUCCUCGCCGAGGACUACGCCGAGGUGGACGAAGGCGUGAAGGAGGACCCGCAUCCCAAGGGCGUCAUCGAGCACUUUUGGUUCUGGGCCUUCGAAAGCAGAAGCGGGAAUGCAGCCGAAGAUCCCGUAGUCAUGUGGCUCAAUGGUGGACCGGGCUGCUCGUCGGGCUGCGGCAUGCUCAUGGAGCUUGGGCCCUGCAAUGCCCGGCCGUACAAUGGUACAAAGGGGCCCCACACCCGCUACAAUGAGUUCUCGUGGAACAACAACGCAUCGCUCCUCUUUCUGGAUCAGCCUGUGGGCACGGGCUUCAGCUACGCAAGCUGGGCCGACGAGUUGCGCAACACGCAAAAGGACAAGGCGCCCUCGCGCAUCUACACGGCAAAGGCAGCCGCUCGCGAUGCCAGCGCCUUUCUCCAGCUCUGGGCCCUGCAUGCGGCCGAUCUGUUUGGCGAUAAGAACGGCCUUUCGUCGUUCCACAUUGCCGGCGAGUCGUACGCCGGCCGGUGGAUCCCUCUGAUUGCCAAUCAGCUCGUCGAGGACAACAAGGAGGCGAUUGCGCACCCGGAGCGUGGCCUCGCCGCUCUUCCCCUCGACUCGGUCCUGAUCGGCAACGGAAUCACGAGCCCAAAGCAUCAGUUCCCUGCCUAUGUCGAGUACGCAUGCGCAAACACGACGGGCUUCGGCAAUUUUGUCGACGAGGCCGAGUGCGACCGCAUGUACUCGCGCAUCCCCACCUGCCUGAGCCUGGUGGAGAAGUGCAACACGCCGACCAAGGGCUCGCUCCACGACCGCUUGGCCUGCAAGACGGCCCUCGACUUUUGCGAAGAAGCGCUGCAGACGCCCUACUACCAUGAUGGCCGGUCCUCGUACGACUUUAUGCACUAUGGCGACUACGAGGAGGACGACUGGUUUGCCCACUUUCUCAAUGACACCCACACCAAGAAGGCCCUCGGCGUCGACAAGACGGGUGCCGGCGACGGCCACGACGGCACGUUUGCCAGCUGCUCCGAUGACGUCUACAAUCGCUUUGCCAAGACGGGCGACGGGGCAAAGGACUCGAUGUGGGCCGUCAAGGCGCUCCUCGAGAACGACGUUCGGGUCUUGCUCUACGCCGGCGAGCGAGACUUCAUCUGCAACUACAUUGGCAUCCGCAAUUGGUCCCUCGAUCUCGACUGGCCCGGCCAGGCGGCCUUCCAGGCGCGUGAGCUGGCGCCCUGGCACUCCGAGGGCGUCAUUGCCGGCAUGACGAGGACAGAGGGCCCGCUGACCUACCUCACCGUGCGCGAGAGCAGCCACUUUGUGCCGUACAGCCGGCCACGCGCCAGCCUCGAGAUGUUCAACGCGUGGGUCCACCAGAGGGGCGUGCCCGAGUAGCAAUUUCCGUAGUAGAAGCAGCAGCAGUAGCAUCAGCAGAAGCAGGAAAGGGACACAUGGCAAGCCAUUCGAAGACAACGAGGGAAGGUCGUUCGUCGUUGUUCUUUUGUUUAAAAAAAGAUAAAAUGGAACGAAUGUGUGAAUUUGGGGAAUAUUGAAGUGAGAAAUGGGACAGAGCAGCAAC
Molecule: messenger RNA, 1880 nt
Organism: Acaromyces ingoldii
Lineage: Eukaryota; Fungi; Basidiomycota; Exobasidiomycetes; Exobasidiales; Cryptobasidiaceae
Product: alpha/beta-hydrolase
Exons: 2
Coding region: 44-1696 (550 amino acids)
Biological process (GO): proteolysis
Cellular component (GO): fungal-type vacuole
Molecular function (GO): serine-type carboxypeptidase activity
Source: RefSeq, a predicted model, not a curated record